CAAUCAGCAUGACGCGGGUGAACCACGGGGUUGAGGAUAGCCUAUAUAAAGACAGCUGACAAAUCAGCCAAAGCCAAGAUCGAACAGGCUUUAAAAACGUAGGAUCACAAACUGUGCCUAGUUUGCUGCGGAGAACAACGAACCAAAACCAUCUCUACAACGAUGGAAAUUGGGAACAUCUCCGCCGGCGCACAGAUCACAUCCAUCCCUGUUACGCACCAGGUCAGCUAUUCCCCCAUGGAUGGUCCCCAGUUUCAUGGUAAUAUGGACGGGCAGUGCGCCGGGUCCUCCAAAGUCUUACUGGCUUACAAAAACGCGUCGCAGCACUUGAGUUCGUCGGGACUUAAAGCGGGCUUGGGGUUACUCAAAGUGGCAACGUCUCAGUGGAAACAGGAAAAGAAGACGCGUUCGGGGGCAACAGUGAGGCAACUGUCCACUGCCAACAGCAGCCAUCCCUGCAAGAGAUCUCCACUGGAUCAGCUGGCAGCUUUGGUUCUCCAUGGACAAACCCGGCAGCGCCAGAUUGGCCAAGAUCAGCGACAAGAACCCCUUUCCUCCACUAAGCCACAGAACUGUAAGCGCAUCGUGGUUCUUGGUGCGCCACGGGUUGGCAAGACCUCCAUCCUGAGACGAUACCUUCGGGACGGAUUUGUUGAGGAGUACAAUCCCACCUCUGAGGAUUUCCUCAGGAAAUUGUUUCGUAUCCGCGGAGAGACCUACCAAAUUGACAUCCUGGACGCGUCCAGGGAAAGGGAUUUCCCAGCCAAGCGGCGGCUGUCUAUCCUCACUGGGGACAUUUUUCUGCUAGUAUUCAGUCUUGAUGACCGGAGCUCCUUUGAUGAGGUCUGCGCCCUGCGGACGGAGAUUCUGGCUGCUAAAUCCAAGCUCACCAAAUCCUCCGUGCCAGAGCAGUGCGCACAGCCGCAGGUUCCCCUGGUGGUCUGCGCCAACAAGGUGGAUCUGGUGUCAGAGAGAGGAAUAUCUAAGGCAGAGGUGCUCCGAGCCCUCGGCGAUGACUGUACCUAUUUUGAAACGUCUGCGAAGGACAGCACAAAUCUAGAGAAAGUCUUCGAGACGUUGGCAAAGCGAGGCGGGCUUCCGACUGAAACUGGCCCGUCUCAACACCGCAAAGUCUCCCUCCGUUCGUACCAGGCAAUGCGGACGGGCCGUGUGACGGGGAGAGGGAGCCAACCCAUGGGGCGCGAUGAUCCCUGCGGUGCCCUGCAUCCACUGGCCCGACGGCCAAGUUUUAGUACAGAUCUGCGUCAAGUCAUUGGGCCACAUACUGCAAGGAAGCCCGGCAAAGCACUGGAAAAAUGUCAGAUUCAAUGAGAGACAAUGAAGUAUGAUACAUGAGGGUUGAAGAGCGAAUAAAACAAUGAAUAGAGCACUGCUGUUCAUGGUGAUAUAAUGCAUUGUUGUUGUCUAUGGACUUGAGAUGAUGUUUUCAAAAUAAAAUAUUUUCU
Larimichthys crocea (large yellow croaker) is the source of this 1466-nucleotide messenger RNA. RefSeq names its product RASD family member 2b (gene rasd2b). Bases 163 to 1332 code for a protein of 389 amino acids. Gene Ontology annotation, biological process: signal transduction. Lineage: Eukaryota; Metazoa; Chordata; Actinopteri; Sciaenidae. Gene Ontology annotation, molecular function: GTP binding; G-protein beta-subunit binding; GTPase activity. The record is from RefSeq and is a predicted model, not a curated record. The transcript is spliced from 2 exons.